AUGUUGACCAAGAGCCUCUUCACCACUUCGGUCCUCGCGGCUUUCGCUGCUGCCGCCCCUGCGCCCCAGGACGGCUACAGCGCUGCUAAGCCGACUGAAGAUGUCCCAGGCUACACCAACGCGGAUGCCAGCUUCUCCGUUACCUUCACGCCAGAUGCCACACCCGCUACGUCCUUCGGCUCUGCCUCCCAGGUCGCUGCUAUUCCCACCGCACCUGGCUCAGCUCCUCCCCGCAGGAGCUCAGAUGUCACUGGCGCCACCAGCCAUGGCCCAUACGAUGGCACUCCCACCACUACCGGAGCUGCUAAGGCGCCUACCACCAUUGGCACUGCCAUCGCUCCUCUAGGCCCGGCCCCCACGGCUACCUACUACAACACCAACGGCAAACCCCAGGACCCCAUGCCCAUCCCCUACAUGCCAGCUGGUGGUCUCGGUACCAACGGCACCGAGCCUCGCUACAUGGUGAACAGCGACUUCGACUACGAGUCCAUCACCCUCGGUCUUUACCAGGAAUGGAUUGAGCUCGACCUGUUCAACAACGGUCUCGCCGUCUUCUCCGCACAGGACUUCCUCGACGCUGGCCUCACUGCUGAGGACCGCGCCUACAUUGCCUUCAUGGCCCAGCAAGAGAGUGGCCACGCUACCCUCCUCAGCAACAUGCUCGGCGAGACUGCUCCUCCCCAGUGCACCUACAACUACCCCUACCGCACCGUUCGCGAGUUCAUCGACUUCAACAUGAAGCUCACCCGCUUCGGCGAGUCUGGUGUCUGGGGUUUCCUCGCCCACAUGGACGCCCGCGAGGUCGCCAACCUCCUCUCCCAGUCCAUUGCCACUGAGGCGCGCCAGCAAAUGUCUUUCCGUCAGAUGCUCGGCCUUGCCCCCAUGCCCGUCUACUUCGAGACUGGCAUCCCCCAGUCCUGGGCCUGGACCUACCUCGCUCCUUACAUCAGCUCGUGCCCCGAGAACACCACCCGUCUCGCAUGGCAAAACUUCCCGGCUCUGUUCAUCGACAACCAGCCUAACCCCAACCGCUUCUCGCCCAACGACACCAAGCCCCACGAGGUAGCUGGUGACCGCGUCGCCGACCCCGCUGACUCCACCAUUGACCCCGACGAGUCCUGCGUCAACGUCAACGGCACCGAGCACCCUGGCUACUCUUGCGGCCCCGCCGUCGCACGCAACCGCACUCAGCCUCUCUCCUUCCCCGGCAAGCUUGUCAACCUCACCUGGGAGAACCCCGGUCAGGCUGUUGGCCCCAACAACUCUUACAUUACCGACACCUCUGCCGGCGCCCCUGCCUACGUUGCUUGGGUCUCGCAGUUGAACCUGACCUACACUCCUCUUGAGAUCACUGGCGAGAACACUGGAUUCACCUACCAGCCCGCCGGCGAGGUCUACCAGGGCGAGCCAGCUGUCAACGACACCAUGUUCGUUGCUCUGACUGAUGCCAACCCCUUCCUUACUCCCUUCAACUUGAGCAUGAUCAACCCCCACGUUGUUGCUCUUGGUCUGUACCAGGCCGGCUAA
This is a messenger RNA of Alternaria arbusti, 1527 nucleotides long. RefSeq lists its product as uncharacterized. The transcript has a single exon. Lineage: Eukaryota; Fungi; Ascomycota; Dothideomycetes; Pleosporales; Pleosporaceae. The coding region runs from base 1 to 1527 and encodes 508 amino acids. The record is from RefSeq and is a predicted model, not a curated record.